Molecule: messenger RNA, 4164 nt
Organism: Helobdella robusta
Lineage: Eukaryota; Metazoa; Annelida; Clitellata; Rhynchobdellida; Glossiphoniidae
Exons: 29
Coding region: 43-3621 (1192 amino acids)
Biological process (GO): nucleotide-excision repair; double-strand break repair involved in meiotic recombination
Cellular component (GO): nucleus
Molecular function (GO): hydrolase activity, acting on acid anhydrides, in phosphorus-containing anhydrides; DNA helicase activity; DNA binding
Source: RefSeq, a predicted model, not a curated record
UCUUUUGUAAGAUAACCGAAUCAACAGCCAUUAAGAGUUAACAUGUCGUCUUAUACAAUACACGGCGUCAAAGUUCACUUUCCAUGUAAAGCAUAUCCUUCCCAGGUCUCCAUGAUGGAAAAGAUUAUUAAAAGCAUUGACAAGAGGCAAAAUUGUCUGAUUGAAAGUCCAACAGGCAGUGGAAAGAGUCUUGCACUUUUGUGUUCCACUUUGGCAUGGCAAAGAAAGCAAUAUGAUCAAAUUGAAGCUCAAACAGAACCUGUUGAGAUAGGAAAGACCUUUCCACAAAAACCAAACGUGUUCAAAUGUGACAGCGGAGCCGAAAAUGUAGACGAGGAUUUUCAAGAUGGAAUAGUUAAAUUUAAUCUUUCCAAUGCUGAUGUGAACAAAAAACAAACAAAGCAGCUGAAAAAAAAGUCCCAUCCCGUUGAAUUUGAAGAUGAAUAUAAUGACGUUGUUGAUAGUGAUCAUGAGGUGCUUCAAAAUUGUGGAGAAGCGGUUGGCAACAUGCAAGAAUCUAAAAGGCCCACUGUUUCAAAGAUAUAUUUUGCCACUCGAACCCAUAAGCAAAUAUCUCAAAUCAUCAGGGAACUCAACAAGACAGUCUAUGCAGACGUCAGCAUGACUGUGUUGUCUAGUAGAGAACACACGUGCAUCAAUGAGCAUGUUUGUCAAUCAAGAAACAAAAACGAAGAAUGCAAAGUCCUGUUAGAAGCAUCGUCGUGUAGAUAUUAUGAUAAGGUGAAAAAAUACUUCAACCCAACUCAAAUGGCCUGCUAUGGAAUAACAAAAGCCUGGGAUAUUGAAGAUCUUGUAGCGUAUGGCCAUCAAAUCAAAGGGUGUCCUUACUUUGGCGCUCGCGAGUUGAGGGACAGCAGUGACAUCAUCUUCUGCCCGUACAACUACCUCAUUGAUCCACUUAUCAGAAAAUCGUUGGAAAUAAGUUUGAAAGGCGACAUAGUCAUAUUGGAUGAGGCGCACAACAUCGAAGACUCGUCCAGAGAGGCAGCCAGUUUCACACUGUCCAACCAGCAACUGGAAGAUUCCAUCGAAAAUAUCAACAUUCUCACUUCAAAUCACAGAUGUGACAAGUUGGAAGACCAUUCGAAGUUGAAGGAAAUGUGCGACCGGCUGAUGGAGAUAAUUGAAAAGAACAAAUUCCUGUUGGAUGAUUUUGAAGGAGGCAGUCGAACCUGGAAAGGAGGUGAAAUGCUGGCAGAGCUGGAUCUUGUUGCCUUGAAUUCAGAAAACAUAUGUUUAUAUGAGAAAUCAUUUAGAAAAGUUAUGGAGCCGUCAGCAAGCAACGAAGAAGCGUCGAAUGUUCAACGCAGCAAAAGAAAGAAUGAUGAGAAGAAAAAGUUGUCAUCAGCCACCGUCGGCAUGCUGGAAGGUGUCCUCACCGUCCUCUCGUUCGUCUACAAAAAUGACAAGAAACAUCUGCCUGAUUAUAGGUUUGUGUUGACAAGGUCAAUGUCAUAUUCUUCCGCUAGGGAAACAGACAAUCAGUGGAUGGGUAAGAAAAGACAUCCGAAAUCUAACUCAACCUGGGUGUAUCAUUUGAAUUUCUGGUGCAUGAAUUCUGCCGUUGCGUUCGUUGAGAUGAGCAGAGACGUUCGAAGCAUUGUACUGACCAGUGGUACUCUGUCUCCGAUGAAUUCCUUCCAGUCUGAGCUCGAUGUCCCAUUCCAAAUUCAGUUUGAGGCCAACCACGUCAUCGACAGCGACCAGGUUCUGGUAUCAUGUUUGUCUCGUGGACCAUCAAGGAUUGAACUGCUUGGCAGUUUCACAAAUUCUGAGAGGUGGGACUAUCAGGACGAAGUUGGAUCCAUCCUCCUUGAUGUUUGCUCUAUUGUACCACAUGGCGUCUUAUGCUUCCUACCUUCCUACAAAUCACUUGAAAAACUGACCUCCAGAUGGCAGAUGACAGGUCUGUUUGCCCGUCUCGAGAAGUUGAAAGUUGUGCACGUCGAACCUCGAUCCGGCGGCAAGGAAAGUUUUGAAAAAGUUAUCAGAUCAUAUUAUGAAGUCAUUGAUAGGACUUCAAAUGAUGGAACUGAUGGGCUGACAGGAGCGUUGCUGCUGGCGAUCUGCAGAGGAAAAGUAAGCGAGGGCAUCGACUUUGCGGACAAUCACGCGAGAGCUGUCGUCCUGGUGAGCAUACCUUACCCUAACAUCAAAGACUCUCAGGUGAAUUUGAAGAAAGAGUAUAACGACAUGAAAUCAAAUAAGGGCCUGUUGUCGGGUAGGGAAUGGUACGACAUCCAGGCAUUCCGUGCGUUGAAUCAGGCCUUAGGACGGUGCAUCAGGCACAGGAAUGAUUGGGGAGCGGUCAUACUGAUAGACAACCGGUAUGCCAGAAGUCAACAGAAGCACAUAUCAUGUACGUAUUUGUCGAAGUGGUUGCGACAUAGAGUGAAGUUUUAUGAUGACUACCAUCUCUCCCGUUUAAGUCUUGAAAAGUUCAUUUCAGAGCGAACAAACAUUCCUUCAAACCCUUCCACAUCUGAUGACAGUGCACGUGUUUCGAGCAGCAGUGCAAACCAGAAUGAAAUAAGCAAUGCUGACAACAACAAAGAAGCGAGACUCACCUUAUUUAACGUUGGUAUGACGUUGAGUCAAGUGCAAAACGCUUGCGAUUCUCCAUCAUUCGAUAAGGUUGCAUACCAACAACACUCACAUUAUUCCAAAAGUGGCUCAAAAUUUCUGCCAGCAAGAAACAACAUAACAUUCACUUCAAAAUUUAAGGGAAAUCUUGAAAAUAAACAUCAACUGAAUGACACGUCCUUACUAUCACAUGAUAUACAUUCAUCAUUACAUGGCGCAAACAACUGUUCAUUCUUAAAUGUCAACGACAAAGCUUCUUUUCUACUAUCGCACCGAGAUCAUUUCAACAACGAGAAUACGUCAUCGUCAAUUUAUACUCAUCUCGAUGAAACUUCAUGGCCACAUCAAGACCACCACGACAAACUGUUAUCAUUACAUCAUGAUCUCGACAUGAACGAACCAUCAUCACCAGCAGCCGGUCAAAACAAGCCACUUGAUAUUUCAAUUGAGCCUCUUAAAUUGAAUUCCAACUAUCAAAUGAAGGAUAUGAUCGAGAGAAACUUCCUUGAUGACAUGAUGACCUCGACCUCUUCACCUCCCUCACUCACUUCAGAUGAGAUGGAAAUAACAACUCUUCUGUCGACAAAAACUCCUUCCAUAUUAACUUCGACAGCAACUUUAACAGUAACACACAGUGGAGUUUCAUCUGAUUUGUUUUCUGACGACGACGGUGAUGAUGAUUUCACGACAACUAUCAACAAAAAGAUGGUUGCACAUUGUGAGGGCAAGCAGAUCCAAAAGGCAACUGGCACAUGCGAAGCAGACAACAUUAGCAUUUUGUGCAAUGAAAAUCAAGAAAAUGAUAAUUUUCCAAUGAUGUCAUGCAGUCCUGCGAAAUGUGAUGCAACUGCAAUUUUUAAUAAUAUCGACAUUAACGACAGCGACAAUGAUGACUUUCAAGCUAAUCCUGUUUUUACAUCUGCCAAGAAACCACAUAGGCAACUUUCCACCUCAAAGAAAAGAUUGGCCACCGCUAGCAAUGACAGAUCAAAGUGUAGGAAAACAUUAAAUUCUUGAGUCAUUUAAUUGCGUUUUAAUAAAAUUUUAAAAUUGUGGCGUGUUUUGCAAUCACUCCAAUGAGUGUUAACGAUAAUAAAUAAAUUUUCCUUUGAUAAUUAUGUCAGUCAAGUUUAUAGGGGUUAGGGUGUAUGUGUAGAUGUGUAAUGACCUGUAGCAAUCGAAUAUUUAGUUGAGUUUAUGGUAGCUUUUAAUAGAAUUUUUUAAUUUACAGUUUGCGGCUUCUAAACAAUUUUUUAUUUGCCUCCGAAAAUGUAGCGGUAAUGUUUCCAUGCUAGACAAAUAAAAAUAAUCGUUCACUUUUCUGUGAUAAAUUACUUUAUGUAUUUUAUUAAUUGUUAGUAAUUUGAUGUAUUAACUCAUUACAAGAAAAUUUUCAUAAGUCGACAGUAUUGUAUUUAAAAAAAGUAAAAAAAAUUUGAUUAAUCGUUGCGAUCAUUUUUCAAAAUAAAAGUUCUUGUCAUCAAUCAUAUCAUCUACAAGAUUUUUUUGAAGUCUUCAAGAUUUAAACUUUUUUUUUCGAUUAUUAAUUUUCUGAUCCUU